Messenger RNA from Sabethes cyaneus, 1137 nucleotides. RefSeq lists its product as uncharacterized. Gene Ontology annotation, cellular component: cytoplasm. Gene Ontology annotation, biological process: dUMP biosynthetic process; dTMP biosynthetic process. The annotation marks the transcript as partial. The transcript has 3 exons. Lineage: Eukaryota; Metazoa; Arthropoda; Insecta; Diptera; Culicidae. Gene Ontology annotation, molecular function: zinc ion binding; dCMP deaminase activity. The record is from RefSeq and is a predicted model, not a curated record.
GCAAAUGUAAACAAAACGAGUGAGAGAAAAAGAAAUGACUAUCUUGAUUGGAAUGAAUAUUUCAUGGCGACAGCUUUUUUGGCGGCAAAACGUAGUAAAGAUCCUAAUACACAGGUAGGGGCCUGCAUCGUAAAUGAGGAGAAGAAAAUUGUCGGAGUUGGUUACAAUGGAUUUCCAAUAGGAUGCGACGACGACGAGUUUCCGUGGACCAAAGCCUCCGGCGAUCCGCUGGAGAAUAAAUAUCUAUAUGUGUGCCACGCUGAGAUGAACGCAAUUUUAAACAAAAAUAGUGCCGAUGUUAAAAAUUGCACGAUCUACGUUGCCCUGUUUCCCUGUAACGAAUGCGCUAAAAUGAUCAUACAGUCACGCAUCCGGGAGAUCGUUUAUAUGUCAGACAAACAUAGCCACAAAGAUGCUACCAUUGCGUCCAAGAGGAUGCUUGAUGCUGCCGGGGUCAAGUAUUGGCAGUAUGUGCCAAAAAGCAAUAACAUCUUGAUUGAUUUUACAGAAAUAGACUGGGAUAAUUUAAAACAGCUGAAAUUAUCGAUGGCUGACAAAGACGUGAUAACCAACGCAAUACAACGGAAACCGCACCAAGGAAAAAGAAAUGACUAUCUUGAUUGGAAUGAAUAUUUCAUGGCGACAGCUUUUUUGGCGGCAAAACGUAGUAAAGAUCCUAAUACACAGGUAGGGGCCUGCAUCGUAAACGAAGAGAAGAAAAUAGUCGGAGUUGGCUACAAUGGAUUUCCAAUAGGAUGCGACGACGACGAGUUCCCGUGGAGCAAAGUCUCCGGUGAUCCGCUGGAGAAUAAAUAUCUUUAUGUGUGCCACGCUGAAAUGAACGCAAUUUUGAACAAAAAUAGUGCCGAUGUUAAAAAUUGCACGAUCUACGUUGCCCUGUUUCCCUGUAACGAAUGCGCUAAAAUGAUCAUACAGUCACGCAUCCGUGAGAUCGUUUAUAUGUCAGACAAACAUAGCCACAAAGAUGCUACCAUUGCGUCCAAGAGGAUGCUUGAUGCUGCCGGGGUCAAGUAUUGGCAGUACGUGCCAAAAAGCAGUAACAUCUUGAUUGAUUUUACGGAAAUAGACUGGGAUAAUUUAAAUCAGCUGCCUGCGACACCCGCGAAAAAACAGUGA